Molecule: messenger RNA, 2163 nt
Organism: Morchella importuna
Lineage: Eukaryota; Fungi; Ascomycota; Pezizomycetes; Pezizales; Morchellaceae
Exons: 4
Coding region: 1-2163 (720 amino acids)
Biological process (GO): regulation of GTPase activity; signal transduction
Cellular component (GO): cytoplasm
Source: RefSeq, a predicted model, not a curated record
AUGGGCAAGAGAGAUCCCAAAACUGCUGCCUACAUGACAAACGGGACCAAUACAACAGGCAAGAAGACCCAUGAAGGUCACAAGACAACCGCCGCAACGAUCGCGAAAGUAGCUGCGGCUCAGGAGGAAGUCAAGCAAUCCCUCGAACCCCUUGGAAAGUCUGAACAACCACCGAAGGCCCCACCGAAGGAUCUGAAGAAGCUUCUCAAAGGACAGCAGCCACCUUUUGGAGGAAGGUCAAACAUGUCCCCAGGCGCUUCACAAACAGCGACAGCUAUUCAACGCAUUGCCGAGAAUGGGGCACCACCAUUAAAGCUCAGUACCAAUCCUUCUGGCCAGUCGUCAAAACCGCGUAAAGGGAGUUCGAAGUCUUCAAAAUCUGCUUCCAAGUCGUCGACAUCUUUGAACUCAGUCUCGCCCUCUUCGGUCAGGCACCAUUCAUCUCCGUCAUCCCCCGGUUCUGAGAACGCCCCUCCUCUUCCCCAACGACCCCGUCCACAACGUUCUUCUUCUGCUGAAGGUGCCAGCUUGCUUAGUAUUGUGAAGAAGGGAAAGGAACAGAUUCAAUCAGAUGGAUCAAAAGUCGCGAAGUUCUUCGGCAAGAAAUCUCAUGAGGCCUGGGACAAGAUAAAGAAGCAGAAGGAAAAGGAGUCAAAAUCACAAAAGUUUGUGUGUGAAAGAAGAGACACGAGCAAUGAUAUCGAUGUCUUCGGUAUGGAGUUGAAGGAUGCGGUUUUGAAAACCAGAGUAGCGAACGAUAGGAAGAUGGUUGGUGAUGGCGCGUAUUGGAUGCCUGCUUUGGCUUAUAGAUGUUUACAAUAUCUAAACGUUCAUGGACCGCACGAGCUGGGUAUUUAUCGGAUAUCCGGGAGCACAUCUGUGGUGGAUGAGCUAAGGGCGGAUUUCAAGAUUCAUCACGAUAUCGAUCUUUUUGAUAAUCCCCCGGAUGAUCUCCAUACAGUCUCUUCUUUAUUGAAGGGUUGGUUUAGGUCCCUACCUGAAGCUAUUCUUCCCAAUGAUGUCCAGAAGCGUGUCUACGAAAAGUGUAAGGACAUGACAGAUGCUAUUAAACCACCGCAAGCCUUUGUGGACGAGCUGUCCAACCUCCCACCAUACAACUACUAUCUCCUUCAUCAUCUCUUCUCGCAUUUGAGCGCCAUUUGCGGCGCAUCAGAUGUGAACAAGAUGGGUCUUGCUAACCUUGGCAUGAUAUUCUGCUCAACCCUUCGAAUUGAUCGAUUCUGCUUCAAUUGGCUAGUCAAUAGCUGGUCGGACUGUUGGGCGGGCUGCUUGACUGAGGAAGAGGAAUAUGAAAGGACUCUUCCGCCACCACCACGCCGCAAUCCUUCGAUUACAUCGUCAGCUUCUCACAAUUACAAUCGUUACAACCAGUCUUCGCCCAUCCCCUCAGAACCUAGAUCAAGGUCAGCUGGUCGUGCCGAUACCAUGCCUAAUAGCAGCGUAGAUCGUUGGCCAUCAAAUGGGUCAAGCAAUCGUCAGCUUUCUAAUAAAUCCCCCGUCCUAUCAUCAGGCCGGAGUAGAUCUACAAGCAAGGCUGGUACAGAUCGUCUGAUAGAGGCCGAAAAGGAUCUAGAACGGGAAAUCCGGAGACGGAGAGAUCAAGACAUGGCAAUGUCUCGUGAGAGAUCAAAAGAAACCCAACGUUCCAAAACAGAUUUAUCUGAAUAUGAGGAUUGGAAAGAUGCUCUAGAAAACGUCCCCCCUUCUAGUACACCAACCCCACCUCCGUUCGUACCUCGCCACCCGACUCCCCCUAUGAACGGUAAAAAGGAAAAGCCAAGAGCAAGAUCACCAGAGGGUUCAAGAAGCGCUAUCCGUAUGCAAGACAUUGAGGAGUUGAAUAAACUCGCUCUUCGAAAGAAGGAUAUUGAUGAGAUAAGCAACCUUCGCAUCGAAACCAAUACCAAUUUUCAGCCUCCUAGAUCACCGGCUGGGAAAUCACCAGGUGGAAAGUUCUCAAUUCAUAGCAAUCAGUCUGAUCAACUCAGUUUAAAUGUGGAGACAGGAUGUACCCCGAGAGGAAGCAUCAGCAGCGAGCGCAAUGGAAAAAACUCGGGGAAAAACUCCCCAGCAAUGUUGGGGAUGCCAUUACCGAGGAUUGAGCCGAUUAGCCCUAUGUUGAAGGAGGGAGGAAUGCUUUGA